Molecule: messenger RNA, 1239 nt
Organism: Alternaria burnsii
Lineage: Eukaryota; Fungi; Ascomycota; Dothideomycetes; Pleosporales; Pleosporaceae
Product: fad nad-binding domain-containing protein
Exons: 3
Coding region: 1-1239 (412 amino acids)
Molecular function (GO): FAD binding
Source: RefSeq, a predicted model, not a curated record
AUGGAAAAACCAACUGCCGACGGCGAAGCGCGUGCGGCGCAGUUGCCCAUUCUCGUAAUUGGCUCUGGAACCUCUGGACUCGCACUCGCUCAAGGCCUUCGCAAAGUAAAUAUUCCGUGUAUCGUCUUCGAGAAGAACGGCGCAAAGCAUGGCGAGCGCGACUGGAACAUGGGUCUUCACUGGGGCGCACCAGCAUUGAAAAGCCUCAUGCCAGACGGCUGGUGGGAUCGCAUCCAGAGCGUUUCCGUCGACCCAAACGUGCCUACAAAGGAGCAGGAUACGCUGAAGUGGCUGCGAGGCGACACCGGAGAUCUGGUCGCAGCCAUCACCUUCGGGCCUUUCUACCGCCUACGAAGGAGCAAGUUGCGCGACAUGUUAAUGCAAGGCCUUGACAUACAGUUCGACAAGCGCUUACAAGACGUCUCAUAUGCAAGCGACAAUCAGUCAGUCACAGUACAUUUUGCCGAUGGCACAACGGCGACUGGAAGCAUGUUGGUAGGUGCCGAUGGAGCUCGCUCUUCGACCAGACAGAUCCUAUUGGGUCGCGAAUUGGGUGCCAUCAACCAUAUACCAUAUGCUGCCACUUUUGUUCAGUGUAAGUUUACCGUGGAACAAGCUCUCUUCUUGAGGUCUUUUCACCCACUGUACCUAGCAUGCGCGCAUCCCAAUAACAACUUCGCCUUCUUUGGCAUGCAUGACGCACCGGAUGCAGAUGAUCCAUCGUCCUGGACGUUCUUUUACUAUAUCUCGUGGAAAAGUAGUUUGGAAGAGCAGGAGGCGACCAAGGAUUGGACUGGUGCUCAGCGACUGGCACAACAGAAGGAAUUCGCCAAAGAGUUCUGCGACCCGUGGAGGAGUGCGCUUGAGUGGACACCAGAUGGCACCCCCGUGUGGUAUCUGGGGCUCAGUGACUGGGACCCCGGAAUGGAAGGCCAUCGUUGGGAUAACCACCACGGCUUAGUUACCAUGAUUGGCGACGCUGUCCAUCCAAUGACCUACCAGAGAGGGCAAGGCCUCAAUCACUCGGUCACGGACGCUGGAAAGCUGCAUGAAGCCAUCACUAAGAUUCAAGCUGGAGAGGAUAGAAAAGCUGCGAUAGAUGCAUUUGAAGAGGAGAUGAUCAGGCGUGGGGGUGGAGAGGUUCGAGACGGUACAGCGAAUACAAUGAUGCUUCAUGAUUGGGAACGCGUGAGGCAGAGUCCUCUUUUCACAAAGGGUAUGAAAAAGGUCGAUGCUUAG